Soboliphyme baturini is the source of this 327-nucleotide messenger RNA. Lineage: Eukaryota; Metazoa; Nematoda; Enoplea; Dioctophymatida; Soboliphymatidae. The record is from the annotation of a GenBank genome assembly.
AUGGCAGAUACCGCUCUUUUGGACGAAUAUGUCAAGGAAACCCGAGCUGGCGCUUCGGUGCAUGGCAAUAUGCAGAUCUUCCUUCACUUAUCGUCGCUGUCUAAUCUGGGCAAACAGAUCUCGAAAAAUGCAGUCGUCACAAAAUUCGCCUCUCUGUUGUCAGGCAGAGAAGGUAGCCCUACCAACGCGAACGAUUUCACCAUUUUUCCGGAAGCAAAGAAGGGCUUCUUCAGUUUCGUACGACUUGCUUUCUUUGUAUUGCCCGUAACCUUCGUCGUUUAUUUCAGGGCCGCUUGCAACGCCUCUGCCUGUUCUGUGGCUGCAUGA